AUGAACGGGAUAUUUCCAGCUGAUCUUGCAGUUUACCUCUUCCUAGUUCCUUUUGUGCUGUAUGUUUACUGGUCCCAUGGAUGGAUCGGCUGGCUUCCUUGGACCAACCUUCUCAUCUUCUGUACUGUGCGGGUAAUCGGGGGUGCCAUAGGAGUGAACGACAGUUCUAGCAUCGCGGCGAACAUCAUCUCCGGGAUAGGAAUAUCCCCACUGUUAUUGGCUAUCGAUGGACUUCUAUAUGAAGCUCGGUAUUACCGUCACCCGGAACACAAUGUGCGCCUCUGUUGGAUAGUGAUAAUCACGAUCACUGGUCUCAUGGGCGCUGGUCUCGGCCUUAGCAUUGGCGGAUCAUUGCAGAUCUACCAGGGUGAAGGGACGCCUGAGGACCUUUCGCACUGGAAGGUGGGAACGGGUUUAGUUGUCGCUGUCUGGGCGAUGGAAGUGAUGUGGGCACUCUUCUCCCUUCUUCCAUCUCAAUGCAACAAGUAUGCUCCGGGGUAUAAAGAUGGUACCAAGCUUAUGUAUGGGGCCCUUGCUGCUAUCGUCUUCACCGGUGUUCGCGUUCUCUAUAAUCUGGUUGCCGUUUGUACCCAGAGGCAAGACCUGAGUCCCGUGUUUGGAUCUAUCGCUGUUCGUGUAGUCCUCGUCUUUCUCCCCGAAGUCCUUGCUGCGUUGUCGAUGAUUUUCGCGGGGCUCUGGAGUAGGAAUAUCCGAAGGCAUAACCAAGCGGCAGAGAAGUAUGGGUCCGGGUCAAUGUCUGCCUAA
Aspergillus nomiae NRRL 13137 is the source of this 765-nucleotide messenger RNA. RefSeq lists its product as uncharacterized. NCBI's taxonomy places the organism in Eukaryota, Fungi, Ascomycota, Eurotiomycetes, Eurotiales, Aspergillaceae. The record is from RefSeq and is a predicted model, not a curated record. The transcript is spliced from 3 exons. The coding region runs from base 1 to 765 and encodes 254 amino acids.